Haliotis rubra (blacklip abalone) is the source of this 1578-nucleotide messenger RNA. Its product is annotated as regulation of enolase protein 1-like. The transcript has 6 exons. The coding region runs from base 335 to 691 and encodes 118 amino acids. The record is from RefSeq and is a predicted model, not a curated record. NCBI's taxonomy places the organism in Eukaryota, Metazoa, Mollusca, Gastropoda, Lepetellida, Haliotidae.
GUGAUCUGUACCACUCAGUUUAGUCACAUGACCACAAGAUGGCGAGCCCUACAGUACUGAAGAAAAUCGUCUCGACUAAAUUUGACACGGAUGACUUUCCGCCUGAAUUACAGUGGUUUUCACCACCGAAAUCAUACCAAUCCAAAAUCGACAAUGGCUCAGGGCUCAAACUCAAUAUGGAUCCCCAAACAGACUUCUGGCAGAGAACAUACUAUGUCCCGAGCUGCGAAAGGAUGAUGGUCACUUCUUGUACACAGUGAUAAAGGACGACAAAGUGUAUGUGGAAACUGAGUUUGAGGUGCUCAGUACCAACAAGUUUGAUCAGGCGGGGCUGAUGUUGAGGCUGGAUUCAGAUCACUGGGUGAAAACUGGUCUGGAGUAUUCGGAAGGGGCGUGGCAACUGAGUUGUGUUGUGACCAACUACAAUAGUGACUGGUCGACCACCAAGUGGGAUAGCAGCAAGCUCAGUCUUCGUCUCUACAGACUGGGAGACAGUGUUGUGGUUGAGAGGAAAGACCCAACUUCAGACAACUGGGAGUUUAUCCGUAUAGCUCACCUCAACAACCCCAACAAAGCGGACGUGAAGAUUGGCUUGUUUGCGUGUGAGCCGGACACUAAACCAGGGUCUUCAGUCAUCUUCAAGUACCUCAACAUCAACAAGACCGAUGGCUUCCACCACACCAAUGCUUAACAAUGCUGGUUUAAUCAGAACGUAGUCAGGGAUAUGUGGCAUGAUGGGGUCAAUCUGUAUGAGGUCAGUCUGGUGAUUAUGUUGAUACUGAACAAUGCUAUGGUUGGCCACAUGUCUUUUAAUUAAGGAAGUUGUGUAGUUGAAGAAUUGAAUAGACAAUCUGUGCAGGGAACUUGUAACAUGAACAAAUUGUAUAGUUUUAAACUAUGUACUUAAGAUGCACACACACACACACACACACACACACACACACACACACACUCACACACACAUACACUGUUGUGAGAUGUUCAUAAAAUAAUAUUUCAACUUAUACAUCAUGUUUUAAGAUAACUAAACACAAACAUAUGGUGUUGGGAUAUAUAAUCAUGUAUCAUUAUGUAGACAGGAGGUAGCACAUGUAUAUUGAUACAUUAUAAACACUGGGUUUGAAUAUGACAAGUUGAACGUUUAGUUGAAAUAGUUGAAUAUUAACAUGAGUAAGGAUGUUUUUACUGUCAUGUAACUGCCUUGUGAGGAAAUGAAGAGGGAAUGAAUUUUUUUAAACUUCCAAAGAUGUUGAGUGUAGUGUGUAUAGCUAAAAACUGUCACUUCUAGUCAGACUUGUUCCUUUGUAUACAAACGUAGUAAUCUUAAAUGGCAAUAUUACAUGUCCGAGUGGACAUUACCUUGUACUUUAGUCAACUCUUGAAGCCCAUGAAGGUUUCGUAGAUCAUGGGGUGUGGUGGUCAUUGAUCAUACUUAUGUAAUCUGACUAGUUGUUUAAUUUGAAAUGAGCAGUAUUUACUGUAUUCUGAUUAUCAUACAAUAGUUUGUUACACUCGAUUCUUACACUUCUGAAAUAUAAAUAUUUAGAAUCUGUCUCAUUGAUAAUAAAAGAUUACCAC